This is a messenger RNA of Canis lupus familiaris (dog), 2885 nucleotides long. It is a transcript of the gene DLL1, whose product is annotated as delta like canonical Notch ligand 1. Gene Ontology annotation, molecular function: calcium ion binding; Notch binding. The record is from RefSeq and is a predicted model, not a curated record. Lineage: Eukaryota; Metazoa; Chordata; Mammalia; Carnivora; Canidae. Bases 29 to 2212 code for a protein of 727 amino acids. Gene Ontology annotation, biological process: Notch signaling pathway; multicellular organism development; cell communication. Gene Ontology annotation, cellular component: membrane. The transcript is spliced from 11 exons.
CCCAGCCCGCGCGGGGCGCACGGCCGCCAUGGGUCGCUGCGCCCUCGCCCUGGCCGUGCUGUCGGCCCUGCUGUGCCAGGCCUGCAGCUCCGGGGUGUUCGAGCUCAAGCUGCAGGAGUUCGUCAACAAGAAGGGGCUGCUGGGGAACCGCAACUGCUGCCGCGGGGGCGCGGGGCCGCCGCCGUGCGCCUGCAGGACCUUCUUCCGCGUGUGCCUCAAGCACUACCAGGCCAGCGUGUCCCCCGAGCCGCCCUGCACCUACGGCAGCGCCGUCACGCCCGUGCUGGGCGUCGACUCCUUCAGCCUGCCCGACGGCGCGGGCGCAGACCCCGCCUUCACCAACCCCAUCCGCUUCCCCUUCGGCUUCACCUGGCCGGGCACCUUUUCUCUGAUCAUUGAAGCUCUCCACACAGAUUCUCCCGAUGACCUCACAACAGAAAACCCAGAAAGACUCAUCAGCCGCCUGGCCACGCAGAGGCACCUGACCGUGGGUGAGGAGUGGUCUCAGGACCUGCACAGCAGCGGCCGAACCGACCUCAAGUAUUCCUACCGCUUCGUGUGUGAUGAGCAUUACUACGGGGAGGGCUGCUCCGUCUUCUGUCGCCCCCGAGACGACGCCUUUGGCCACUUCACCUGCGGGGAGAGAGGGGAGAAGGUCUGCAACCCUGGCUGGAAAGGCCAGUAUUGCACUGAACCAAUCUGCCUGCCGGGGUGCGACGAGCAGCACGGGUUUUGUGACAAGCCAGGGGAGUGCAAGUGCAGGGUGGGUUGGCAGAGCCGGUACUGUGACCAGUGUAUCCGCUACCCCGGCUGUCUCCACGGCACCUGCCAGCAGCCCUGGCAGUGCAACUGUCAGGAGGGCUGGGGGGGCCUCUUCUGCAACCAGGACCUGAACUACUGCACCCACCACAGGCCCUGCAGGAAUGGGGCCACCUGUACCAACACCGGGCAGGGAAGCUACACCUGCUCCUGCCGGCCCGGGUACUCGGGGGCCAACUGCGAGACGGAGAUCGACGAGUGUGGCACCAGCCCCUGCAGGAACGGAGGCAGCUGCACGGAUCUGGAGAACGGCUACUCUUGCACCUGCCCACCCGGCUUCUACGGCCGAAUCUGCGAGCUAAGCGCCAUGGCAUGUGCGGACGGCCCCUGCUUCAACGGGGGACGGUGCUCGGACAACCCCGAGGGAGGGUACACCUGCCGCUGCCCUGUGGGCUUCUCCGGCUUUAACUGUGAGAAGAAGGUGGAUUCCUGCCGGUCUUCACCCUGUUCUAAUGGUGCCCAGUGCGUGGCCCUCGGUGACGCUUACCUGUGCCGCUGCCCGGCCGGCUUCUCGGGGAGGCAGUGCGAGGACAACGUGGACGACUGCGCCUCCUCCCCGUGUGCCAACGGGGGCACCUGCCGCGACGGCGUGAAUGAGUACUCCUGCACCUGCCCCCCGGGCUACACGGGCAGGAACUGCAGCGCCCCGGUCAGCCGGUGUGAGCACGCGCCCUGCCACAACGGGGCCACCUGCCACGAGAGGGACCGGCGCUACCUGUGCGAGUGCGCCCGGGGCUACGGGGGCCCCAACUGCCAGUUCCUGCUGCCCGAGCCGCCGCCGGGCCCGGUGGUGGUGGAUCUCACCGAGAAGUUUGUGGAGGGCCAGGCCGGGCCCUUCCCCUGGGUGGCCGUCUGCGCGGGCGUGGUGCUCGUCCUCAUGCUGCUGCUGGGCUGCGCCGCCGUCGUGGUCUGCGUGCGGCUCAGGCUGCAGAAGGACCGGCCCCCGGCCGAGGCGUGCCGUGGGGAGACGGAGACCAUGAACAACCUGGCCAACUGCCAGCGUGAAAAGGACAUCUCGGUCAGCGUCAUCGGGGCCACGCAGAUCAAGAACACCAACAAGAAGGUGGACUUCCACGGGGACCACGGGGCCGACAAGAAUGGCCUCAAGGCCCGCUACCCCGCAGUGGACUAUAACCUGGUGCAGGACCUCAAGGGCGACGCUGCUGCUGCCGCCGCCGCCCCCGCCAGGGACGCUCACAGCAAGCCUGACACCAAGUGCCAGCCCCAGGGCCCCGCCGGGGAGGAGAAGAGCGCCCCGCCGCUCAGGGGCGGAGACGCCUCCGAUAGGAAAAGGCCAGACUCGGUGUAUUCCACUUCGAAAGACACCAAGUACCAGUCGGUGUACGUCAUAUCGGAGGAGAAAGACGAGUGUGUCAUAGCCACUGAGGUGUGAAAUGGAAGUGAUAUGGCAAAAAUCCCGUUUCUCUUAAAAAUAAAUAAAAUUCCAAGGAUAUAUGCCCCAGUGGAUGCUGCUUGAAAGAGGAAGGGAGACCCACGGACUGCUGCUGAGAACCGACUGGACGGAGCGGGUUCUCCCCGGAGGUCGGCCGGGGGCGCGGGCUCAGCUCGGCGGCGUCCGGGGGGCCUGUUGCACUGCCUUCUGGGACGUUCCAUUGCACUAUGGACAGUUGCUUUUUAAAAAAAUAUAUAUUUAAAUGAAUGGACUUAAUUACUACAUAAGAAGCAUGCACUGCCUGAAGUGUAUAUUUUGGAUUCUUAUGAGCCAGUCUUUUCUUGAAUUAGAAUCACAAACACUGCCUUUAUCGUCCUUUUUGAUACUAAAAUGUGUUUUUUCUAGGUGGAAAAAAAAUGUGUGUUAUUUUUUGGACUUGUAAAAAUAUUUUUCAUGAUAUCUGUAAAGCUUGAGUAUUUUGUGAUGUUCAUUUUUUAUAAUUUAAAUUUUGGUAAAUAUGUACAAAGGCACUUCGGGUCUAUGUGACUAUAUUUUUUUGUAUAUAAAUGUAUUUAUGGAAUAUUGUGCAAAUGUUAUUUGAGUUUUUUACUGUUUUGUUAAUGAAGAAAAUCCUUUUUAAAAUAUUUUUCCAAAAUAAAUAUUAUGAAUGACA